Messenger RNA from Aspergillus steynii IBT 23096, 1458 nucleotides. RefSeq names its product MFS general substrate transporter. Gene Ontology annotation, cellular component: membrane. NCBI's taxonomy places the organism in Eukaryota, Fungi, Ascomycota, Eurotiomycetes, Eurotiales, Aspergillaceae. The transcript has 4 exons. Gene Ontology annotation, biological process: transmembrane transport. Gene Ontology annotation, molecular function: transmembrane transporter activity. The coding region runs from base 1 to 1458 and encodes 485 amino acids. The record is from RefSeq and is a predicted model, not a curated record.
AUGUCGCUGAGCAAGGAUGUUCCCCUCGAGGGUAAACCGCCCAACCACAAGCCCUCGCUCGAUGCAGCCAGCAUCCGCGAUAUCGAGGAGGUCGUUCUCGAUCCGAAGAAAGAGAGCAAGCUGCUGCUGAAACUCGACAUGGCCUUCGUGCCGAUUAUUAUGCUCACGUAUCUGUCCUGCUUCCUGGAUCGAACGAACAUCGGUAAUGUGAAAGUCGCCGGCAUGCCCGAAGCCAUCGGGGCAUCGGAGACUCAGUUCUCUACGGCCGUGUCCAUCUUCUACGUCACCUACGUCCUGCUCGAGGCGCCCUGGGCUGUGCUGAUGAAGAAGCUCACGCCCCGCAACAUCCUCACAGGUCUCUGCAUCGUCUGGUCAAUCGCCACCGUCUUCACCGGGUUCGUGGAGAAUGUGGGCGCGCUGUACGCCACGAGACUGAUCCUAGGGGCCUGCGAAGCGGGCCUUUUCCCCUGUCUGAACCUCUACCUCACGAUGGUGUAUCGUCGCGAGGAACAAGCCAAACGCGUCUCCUACCUCAUGAGCUGCGCCGCGAUCUCCGGCGCCGUAGGAGGACUAUUAGCUUACGGCUUGCUGCACAUGGAUGGUCUCGGAGGCAAAGCCGGUUGGCGCUGGGUCUACAUAAUCGAAGGCCUCUUCAGCAUCAUCUGCGCCUUUCUCAUCUGGUUCGGUCUACCCAACGACCCCGCGAACGCAUACUUCCUCACCGACGAGGAGAAAUGGAUGAUGCGCGUGCGCAACGAACAGCGCCGCAAAUACAUGGGCAGCGAGCAGUUCAGCUGGGAGGAGAUGCGCAUCGCUCUGCGCGACCCAAAGCUGAUGUUCAGCGCCGUGACCCAGUUCUGUCAGGAUAUUCUGCUCUAUGGGUUCAGCACCUUCUUGCCGACUAUUCUGCAGAGUAUCGGGUAUGAUUCGCUCAUGAGCAAUGUGCUCACCGUGCCGGUGUACAUGUGGGCUGCGAUCGUGUUCAUUGCGAUUGCGUGGUGUGCAGAUCGGUAUUCGAAGUUCUCGGUUUUCAUCCUAACAACUAACGUCUUCGGCCUCGUUGGCUACAUUAUCCUACUCUCCGUCUCCAACAACGCCGUCAAAUACUUCGCAACCUACCUCUGCGGCGUGGCGACAUACACCGGCGUCGGACUCAACGUCGCCUGGCUGAACGUCAACGUGGCGCCGCAAUACCGUCGCGCGCUGGCCAUCGGUCUCCAACAGACCCUCGGCAACUGCGCGGGGAUCGUCGCGGGCCAGGUCUAUCGCGAGUCACCUUAUGUGCUGGGGAAUGCAUUUUCAUUGGGCUCGUUGGCUGUCGCUCAGGGCGUGGUGCUCCUGCAUGCGUGGUAUCUUCGCAGGGAAGAUAAGGAGAAAGAAAGGAUUCUUGAGGGCAAGGAAGAUACGAGGAGGGUAAAGACGGGAGAUGCGGAGCUGGAUUUUAAGUAUCGGUAUUAG